Molecule: messenger RNA, 2680 nt
Organism: Argiope bruennichi
Lineage: Eukaryota; Metazoa; Arthropoda; Arachnida; Araneae; Araneidae
Product: E3 ubiquitin-protein ligase TRAIP-like
Exons: 1
Coding region: 397-1533 (378 amino acids)
Source: RefSeq, a predicted model, not a curated record
ACGUGAGAGACAACGGUUAACUUAUCCUAAAGGUUCAAGUGUGACAGUUGAGGUUGAGGCAUUAGUUGUUGUUAUUCUAGUAGUUAGAAAUAACGGGGUAUUUUUUUUGUAGUUCUGGUUGAUUUUGACAUUUUUAAAACACGAGUAUUGAACAGAAGGAUGACUUCAUUUGUAGUGCGUUUUCGUUUUUAUUUCUGAAGACUGCCGAUCUCUUGCCAUAAUUUGAAUUUGAAAGUUGACUGACAAUGUAUGUUGGUUUUGCUUCUUCAAGGUACUGAACAGUUGCCUUAUUGUGAAUUUUUCAUUACUGUUGUCAGCCGCCUUUUUUUACUCAAUUUUCGAAUGAAAUUUGCUAUAGAAGUGAGGAAGUUAUUAAUUGUCGUAUAAUUUUCCGAUAUGCAGGCUGUUUGUGUCAUCUGCCACGAUCCAUUUGAUGGUGCAGUUGGUAUUGUUACAACCCAAUGUGGUCAUAUCUUUCAUAAUAGUUGUAUAGAAAAGUGGCUUGCCCGAUCGGGUACUUGUCCUGAAUGCAGAAAUAUUGUUUUUAAAGAAAGCCUCACAAAACUUUUUUUUAACGUUUCUUUUGAUGAUAAAUCUGGUAAUAACAUAGAGAGGUCGUUGGAUGAAUUAAAAAAACAACUGCAUGAAAAGGAUUUAGCAAUUAUCGAGAAAGAUAAAAAGAUCAAGAAACUGCAGGCUCAUUGUGCUCUUUCUGAAAAAGGAAAGGAAAACAUGCAUCAAAACAUUAUGGAACUUCAAAAUCAGCUUAAUAUUUUAAAAAGGAAAAAUCAGAGGAUAGUCCUUUUUGAAGCUAGAAAUCAAUUGUUAUUACAUGAAAGAAAUAUGUUACAGAGUGAGUUGGAACAUCUGAACAAUAUUAAGAUAAUUGUGGAAGCAAGUUCUAAUGAUACUACAGAACUUUUGAGAAGUAUGCAAGUACAUGAAUUUAGUGAAGAAGGAAAUUUAGCUUUUAGUAGAUUAGCUACAUAUUGUUCAGUAAUAAAGCGGGAGCUUUCUUCUUGUAUAGAAGUGAAAAACCAAUUACAAAAUGAAUUAACGCAGGUAAAACGCAAGAUGGGAAUACUGCAAGCAGAAAAUGAACAAAUAAAGAGACAACUUGAAAAACAAAAUAAGACAAUAGAGGAUUUGAAUUCUGCUUUAUCUGAAAGGGAAUCUACUGGAUCACAUUCUAUUCCUAUCCCUCCUUGUUCACCUACUGCAGAAUGUAGAAAUUUUGAUAAGUCUGUUUUAUUAUGCAAGGAUAGCUCAUUUUCUACUGACAUUCCAGAAAAUAAGAGACGGAAAAUGAAUAUUGUAGUUGUAGAUAGACAUCCAAAAGCUGUGAUCUUGGGGAAGAAAAUAACUGCAGAAGCACCUGGUUCUAGACUGACUAAUGUGCAUGCUGCAAGACGAUAUUCAAGUAAUGAAGAUUCGGUUUCGCGAGUUGGAUACAAUGGCUUAGGUGGUCAUGGAUGUAUUGUUAUAGGCAGUGGCAAAAAGAAAGUAUCAUUCAGAAAGAAAACUAGAUAUUGAACUCUAAAAGUUUUUAGACGACAUUAUAGUGUUUUGUAAUAAUUGUGGAAUGGGAUAGUAAUCGAAUACUGAUGCUCAGAAAGUCAUUACUUUCAUUCUUUCAAAUAUUUUUGACUUUAAGGAAAUUUAAAAAUUGGUUCUGAUAUGUAUUGCUAAAAAAUAAGAGAAGUAGAGAGAAUAAACAUUAAAAUUUAUAUUUAAUUUAGUUUCAAAUUGUUAUUUUAUAAAUUUUCAUAAACAUUUUUUAAGUUAUCAGUUGAGAAAGGCACAUUGCUGUAGAUCAAGAAUAAUUGACCAAAUAGUUGAAAGCAUUUCAUUAAACUUGCUAGAUAGACUUGGAAAUGUAUUUAUUGUAUGGAAAUGUAUGUAUCAUGUAUUUAUUCUUUAAACAAUCUGCUUUUAAAUUUUUUUAGCAUUGCUGAAGUUUAAAUCUUAAAAAGCUUCAUUAGUGUUUCCUCUUGUGUGUAUAUAUAUGCAGUUGAGCAAUAAUAAAUUUUAUAAGUGAAACCAAGGUUCCAAAGUAUUUUUAGAUUAAAAGUAAAAAAAUUUAUAAAUCCUGCUAUAGCUGAAUAUUACUAGUAAUCACCAGCCAGUUAUGACUAGAUCUUUAAAAAAAUGCAAAAUGUAAAGAACUCGAACAUUUUAAAACAAAUUUAUUUGGGGAUUCUAAUAAUAAGUUUUUGAUUUUUCAUGCCUGUAUAUAUUUAUAAAUUUGAGUUUAUUCUUUCCUUCACAUCAUUAAGACUUUCAUUGUCCUACAAACUAAGCUUAUAAAAAAAAAAAAAACAUUGUUUCACAUCUUGAAAAUUUGAUUUUACUUAUUUGCAAUUGCCUCGUAAACCUUUUUAUUGUAAAGUGGUGAUCUUUUUAUUUUUAAUAAUAUAUGAAUUUUUCUUGUGGCAUUUUAGAAAAUGAGAAUUCUUGGUUUUAUUCAUAAUUUUAAGUUGAUAUUUAUGAAAUAUUUCCAGUGUGACUUUUUAUAGGAAGGUUUUCCUUCUUCUUUUCCUAUAAACAUGAAUAUGUUCCUUCUUUCGUUCACAUCAUAUAGACUUAGAGUAUCUUAAAAUCUGAAAGAAAUGAGGAAAAAAAAAAGUUUCAUUUUAUGUAAAUAUUUUUUUAUGUAAAUAUUUCAUACUAUUUUGAUUUU